Molecule: messenger RNA, 1547 nt
Organism: Eucalyptus grandis
Lineage: Eukaryota; Viridiplantae; Streptophyta; Magnoliopsida; Myrtales; Myrtaceae
Product: heptahelical transmembrane protein 2
Exons: 4
Coding region: 116-1261 (381 amino acids)
Biological process (GO): response to hormone
Cellular component (GO): membrane
Molecular function (GO): signaling receptor activity
Source: RefSeq, a predicted model, not a curated record
ACGGGAGGCGGGAGAGGCCGGGAAGAAGAGUGAAGCAACAUCCGCCGGAGCGCUCGCCGGAAAAUCAUCCUCUCCGAUCUCCGGCGGGAAGCGCCGAGCUCGAGCCCGGAGGCAAAUGAGCGGUCGGCAUCGCCGCCAGCAGCCGAAUCUCCGUCACCGGAGCGGAGCUGAUAUGGAGACCGAGCGGCUCAAGGCGGGGGAGAAGGAGGGCGGCGCCGCGGCGCCGGCGCCGGCGGAGGCCGCGGCGGCCGCGGGGGGGAGGAGGGAGAAGAGGUUCGAGAGGAGGCUCGUGAAGUUCGACGAGUUGCCGGAGUACAUGAAGGACAACGAGUACAUACUGGACCACUACCGGUGCGAGUGGCCGCUGAAGGACGCGAUCCUGAGCGCCUUCGCCUGGCACAACGAGACGCUCAACGUGUGGACGCAUUUGGGGGGGUUCAUCAUCUUCGUGGCGCUGACGGUGAUGAGCUUGAUGGAGAAGACGGGGAUGCGAGGCUUGCUCGGCGAUUUCUCCAGGGCCACCGUCCCGGCGCAUUCGACGACGGCCGCGAUCAAGAACGCGAGCGCCUCCGCCAAUGCGGUCAAUGAUUCGCAUUUAGGACAGAUACAACAUUCGUUGAUCCUCGAUGCCUUCGAAUCCAACCAUGAGAACAUCCCAGGAUGGCCUUGGUUCGUCUUCCUAGCCGGGGCCAUGUGCUGCUUAAUCUGUAGCUCCCUCUCCCACCUCCUGGCCUCCCAUUCCAGAAAGUUCUACUUCUUCUUCUGGCGGCUCGAUUAUGCCGGGAUCUCCGUCAUGAUCGUGUGCUCCUUCUUUGCCCCGAUCUACUACGCCUUCUAUUGCCACCCCUAUUCUUGCUUCUUCUACCUCGGCACCAUAAGCGUCCUCGGCACGCUCGUCAUAAUCACUCUUCUCUCACCCAGCCUCUCGUCUUCAAAGUACCGUCUCUUCCGGACCACCCUCUUUCUCGCCAUGGGCUUCUCUGGAGUGAUUCCCGCAGCUCACGCCAUUGUUAUUUAUUGGGGACACCCCCACAUUUUCGUUGCUCUGGGGUAUGAGCUCCUGAUGGGUAUAUUGUACGCCUCCGGAGCGUGGUUUUAUGUUACCAGGAUACCCGAGAAGUGGAAACCCGGAGCAUUCGACAUCGCCGGGCAUAGCCACCAAAUCUUCCACGUGCUUGUGGUUGCGGCUGCAUUGGCUCACUGCGCUGCAACGUUGGUGGUCAUGGAUUUCCGUCAAAGAACACCAACUUGCGCAUCGUAGGGCUUAGCUACACAACACUGAGAUUUGUGAGAUUGUCUUGCGAUUACCACGGUGCAAUAGCCAUUCUAAUGCAAUGCAGCUUGUCGGUCCCCGAAUGAUGCAGCUUCUCUCAGAACAUAGCUAGGAAUUGUGUAGGGUAAAAUGGAGGGAGGGCAGCUCAAGAAAGUGUGCACUAGUGUUGUUGUAUGCGAGCUUUUACACGAUUGUAUGCAAAACUAAUAUAUUGGCAGAAAGAUUGCUGCUCAUGGUUUGCCCAAGGGUCUUGUUGAAUGUGUGAUUUAACGCA